Messenger RNA from Corylus avellana, 2750 nucleotides. The record is from RefSeq and is a predicted model, not a curated record. NCBI's taxonomy places the organism in Eukaryota, Viridiplantae, Streptophyta, Magnoliopsida, Fagales, Betulaceae.
CCCCUCUGCGCUCUUUGAAUAAUAUUCACAUUAAUUAUCCAAAAAAAAAGAUCUUAUUAUUUUAUUUUAGCUUUUUGAGACCUCUCUACUUAAAAAAAAUAUGUACUUAUGCUAUCACUGUAAGUUCAACUAAUUGCAACAAUUCCUAACUUAAAAUUUUAUAUUUGCUGUCUACUAGGAACAUUUGACAAAAGACGAUGCGAGACAACAAUUUCUGCGGAUAUUGAGGACACUUCUCUAUGGGAAUUCAGUGUUUUUUAGUGUUCGCAAGAUUGAUGAUCCUAUUGGACUUUUGCCAGGACGAAUAAUUUUAGGCAUUAAUACGAGGGGGGUACAUUUUUUUUGUCCAGUUCCAAGAGAGUAUCUACUUUCUGCCGAGUUACGAGACAUAAUGCAAUUUGAUAGGAGCAAUACUGUUAUUUCUUUUAAGAUGAAAGUUGCAAAUGUUCCUCGUAUAUUUCAAUUUGAUACCAAGCAGGGGGAAGAAAUAUGUGUUGCUCUUCAGACACAUAUAGAUGAUGACAUGUUGCGAUGCUACUCUAAAGCCCGCUCUUCUGCUAGCAGUUCGAUUAGUGGAGAUCUUCCUCCCAACGUGGAAGUGCAUAGGAUACGUGUUCAGGACUUGCCUAAAGCUCCUAAAAAAUCUCAAAGGAAUGUUAAUGAAGUGGCACUGCUGGAGCAAAAAAGCAUGGAAGCAAGGUUGGCCCAGUUGGGGGAUCUUAUGAUAGAGAUGAAUACCAAAAAAGAUUUGAUUGGGGCUGAUACCCAGUUGUUACAAAAGCUCCAAGGCGAGUUAAAACUUCGUAGUGAGGAGUUGCAUGCAGCAGAAGAUACUAUGAAUAAGCUGGUUAAUGAAAAAAUAUCAUUGGAAGAAAUGAUAUCUGGACUUGAAAAGAAGAAAGCUGAUGAGAUAGGUUUUCUUGAGAAAAAAUUUGAGCAAGAACAUAAAGCCUUAAAGUUUCAAGUACUUGAACUUGAAAAGAAGCUUGAAGGGGUCACACAAGAGUUGGCUGUUGUUGAGUCAACUCUUGCUGUCAGGAACUCUGAUUUGGCUUCAUUACAAAAUAAUCUAGAGGAAUUAGAGGCAUUGAGAGAAAUGAAAGCGGACAUCGAUACAAAAAAUGAGCAAACUGCUGCCAUUUUGAAGAGGCAAGAGGCUCAACUUGCUGAGUUGGAAGUGCUUUAUAAGGAGGAACAAGUUUUAAGAAAGCGUUACUUUAAUACUAUUGAAGAUAUGAAAGGUAAGAUCAGAGUUUUUUGUCGAUUAAGACCUCUUAAUGAGAAAGAGACUGCUGAAAAAGAAAGGGAUGUACUCACAAGUCCUGAUGAGUUUACAGUUGAACAUCCAUGGAAAGAUGAUAAGGCCAAGCAGCAUAUAUACGAUCAUGUAUUUGAUGGCAGUGCUACCCAAGAAGACGUGUUUGAGAAUACAAGGCAUUUGGUGCAGUCUGCUGUAGAUGGGUAUAAUGUGUGCAUAUUUGCUUAUGGUCAAACUGGUUCUGGAAAGACAUUUACAAUAUAUGGAUCUGAAAACAAUCCUGGACUUACUCCCCGAGCUACGGCAGAACUAUUUAAAAUUACAAGACGAGAUGGCAACAAGUUCUCAUUUUCAUUGAAGGCAUAUAUGGUGGAGUUAUACCAAGAUACACUUAUAGAUCUUCUUUUACCAACAAAUGCUCAACGCUUAAAAUUGGAUAUUAAGAAAGAUUUAGAGGGCAUGAUACAUGUAGAAAAUGUGACUGUUGUAUCAAUUUCAACAUUUGAGGAAUUGUUGAGCAUUAUUCAAAGUGGAUUUGAACAACGGCAUACAUCCGGAACUCAAAUGAAUGAAGAAAGUUCAAGAUCUCAUCUAAUACUCUCAAUUGUUAUUGAAAGUACCAACCUUCAAACUCGGUCUGUUGUGAGAGGAAAGUUAAGUUUUGUGGAUCUUGCUGGUUCAGAAAGAGUGAAGAAAUCAGGCUCUCUUGGUAGUCAACUUAAGGAAGCUCAAAGCAUCAAUAAAUCACUUUCAGCGCUUGGGGAUGUUAUUAGUGCAUUGACUUCUGGUGGUCAACACAUCCCUUAUAGGAAUCACAAGUUAACAAUGUUAAUGAGUGAUUCACUUGGUGGUAAUGCCAAAACACUCAUGUUCGUAAAUGUUUCACCAGCUGAAUCAAACUUGGAUGAGACACACAAUUCCCUAAUGUAUGCAUCUAGAGUUCGAUCAAUUGUGAAUGAUCCAAGAACAAAUAUUUCAUCCAAAGAGGUAGUCCAAUUGAAAAGGUUGGUUGCUUAUUGGAAGGAGCAAGCUGGUAGGAAAGGCGAUGAUGAGGAGUUCGAAGAAAUUCAAGAAGAACGUCCAGCAAGAGAUAGGAAAGAUGACCUUCAAACACCAAGAACGUCUAGCAAGAGAUAUAGGAUCGGUACGCCUAGCAAUAGAUAUAGGACAGGUAGGACAGGUGGCCCUCAUUUCUUGUAAUGUUUCUAUUAUGCGAGUUGCUUAAAACUUUCCUACAUGUGAAAAGUACUUGAGAAGUUGCUAGUCAGGGCUUUUGGGACAUGUGAGCUUAGGGCAUUGGCAAGAGGUGCUGUAAUUAGUUUAGCAUGAUUAAGUUGUUUAGUCAGGGCUUUUGGGACACGUGAGCAGGGCUUUGGGACACGUGAGCUAGGGCAUUGGCAAGAGGUGCUGUAAUUAGUUUAGCAGGAUUAAGUUGAAUAGCCGAAUGGUGUGUAUAUUUUGCUUUCUAUAUUCUACAUCUAGUUGGUGAAAA